Colletotrichum chrysophilum is the source of this 1092-nucleotide messenger RNA. RefSeq names its product Polygalacturonase 1. Gene Ontology annotation, molecular function: polygalacturonase activity. Gene Ontology annotation, biological process: pectin catabolic process. Gene Ontology annotation, cellular component: extracellular region. The coding region runs from base 1 to 1092 and encodes 363 amino acids. The record is from RefSeq and is a predicted model, not a curated record. The transcript has 2 exons. Lineage: Eukaryota; Fungi; Ascomycota; Sordariomycetes; Glomerellales; Glomerellaceae.
AUGGUUUCCUCGCUUCUCGUUCUCGGCGCCCUGGCGUCCGCCGCCAUCGCCUCCCCUGUUCCCGAGGUUCAGGCCCGCGCCAGCUGCACCUUCACCGAUGCCGCCUCCGCCAUCAAGGGCAAGGCCAGCUGCACCAGCAUCGUCCUGAACGGCAUUGCCGUCCCCGCCGGUACCACCCUUGACAUGACCGGCCUCAAGUCCGGCACCACCGUCACCUUCCAGGGCAAGACCACCUUCGGCUACAAGGAGUGGGAGGGACCCCUCAUCUCCUUCUCUGGCAGCAACAUCCAGAUCAACGGUGCCUCCGGACACUCCAUCGACUGCCAGGGCUCCCGCUGGUGGGACAGCAAGGGCAGCAACGGCGGCAAGACCAAGCCCAAGUUCUUCUACGCCCACAGCCUCAAGAGCUCCAACAUCAAGGGCCUGAACGUCCUGAACACCCCCGUCCAGGCUUUCUCCAUCAACAGCGCCACCAACCUGGGCGUCUACGACAUCACCCUCGAUAACUCCGCCGGUGACUCUGCUGGAGGCCACAACACCGAUGCUUUCGAUGUCGGCUCCUCCACCGGUGUCUACAUCUCUGGCGCCAACGUCAAGAACCAGGACGACUGCCUGGCUAUCAACUCCGGUACCAACAUCACCUUCACCGGCGGUACCUGCUCUGGUGGCCACGGUCUCUCUAUCGGCUCCGUUGGUGGCCGUUCCGACAACACCGUCAAGACCGUCACCAUCUCCAACUCCAAGAUUGUUAACUCCGACAACGGUGUCCGUAUUAAGACGGUCUCCGGCGCCACCGGCUCCGUCUCUGGCGUCACUUACUCUGGCAUUACCCUCUCCAACAUCGCCAAGUACGGUAUCGUCAUUGAGCAGGACUACGAGAACGGUUCCCCCACCGGCACCCCCACCUCCGGCGUCCCCAUCACCGACCUCACCCUCAGCAACGUCAAGGGCUCCGUCGCCUCCUCCGGCACUGACGUCUACAUCCUCUGCGCUUCUUGCAGCAGCUGGAAGUGGUCUGGCAUCUCUGUCACCGGCGGCAAGUCCUCCACCAAGUGCAAGGGCAUCCCCAGCGGCAGCGGCGCUGCUUGCUAA